AUGGAUCACGUCGACGACGAGGUGUUCCAGCUCUGCCGCUUCGACCUCUCCCCACUGGAGGCCGUCACGUACUACCUCCCGCGCCUGCUCUCCGGCGAAGCCCUCAACGGCGCCGAGCGCCUCAUCCACCGCGCCGACAUCUACGGCAACCUCGAGCCCGAAGACCUCGCCGCCGCCUUCCCGCCGGCGCCCAAGGCCGAGCGCACGGGCGACCGCUUCCUUUUCACGCUCUGCAAGCACCAGAAGGGCAGCCGCAGCCGGAGCGCGCGCGCCGCCGGCGCCGGGACGUGGACGAUCCAGACGACGGACGUCGUGGUGGAUCAUGCCGGCGUCAAGGUCGGCGAGGUGAAGCACCUCAGCUUCAAGAAGGGAAUCAACAAGGACAAGACGUCUCCUGGAUGGGUCAUGGAGGAGUACCACUGCUUGUUGCCGGAAGCCGUCGUCGAGGACGGCGAGAUGGUGCUCUGCAAGAUCCAUCUCUCUCUCAGCGCCCAAAAGGCUCGCCGAGGUUCCGCCGCACAUCGCUCUGGGAGCCAAGAACAAGAAGAUCAGCCGGCCCCAAUGCCAGUAGCAACAGCAAAGAGGCCAGCGCCCGCGGCGUCCGAUCAUGAUCUGCCGUCCGCGAAACGCGCGCGAGUGGAUGCACAAGACGAGGCCACGGUGGAAGCCGCCGCCGACUACAUGGAUGGCCGGUUUAGCUGCACGAUGGACGAACUUCUUGGUGGAGCCACAGAUGAGGAUCAGGAGGAGGAGGCCCCCGCGCUUCCGGCCGGCGAAGCAGCGCAACAGAUCGUCGACUUCGACUUCGACCUUCCGGUGCUGGAUGAAGACGCACUGAGCGAGAUUGUGCUCAGCCUUGACGACGCGCCGAUGAGCUUACCGGCCGUCGAAGCAGAGCAGCCGAUCGCGAGUGAUGAGGACUUUGACUUCGAGUUUCCGACAGCGGAAGAACUGAACGCGAUGUUCUCCGACGUGGAGGACUGGCCGCUGAGCUUUGCAGCGGACGGCGAUUUCAUCAGACUAUCAAUAGUCAAGCCGGCCGGACUCCGGGAGACGCGAAUGCCGAGGAAGAACCGCAAUGGCCCUAAGUCCUUCAUGGAGAACUCAGAGCGCAGCUGGGCGGUGACCAUGCGCAGCAGGGCGUCGGAUGAGGCUGUGAGGACAAUGUCGUCGACGUAG
Messenger RNA from Brachypodium distachyon (stiff brome), 1179 nucleotides. RefSeq lists its product as uncharacterized. The transcript has 2 exons. The record is from RefSeq and is a predicted model, not a curated record. NCBI's taxonomy places the organism in Eukaryota, Viridiplantae, Streptophyta, Magnoliopsida, Poales, Poaceae. Gene Ontology annotation, molecular function: DNA binding. Bases 1 to 1179 code for a protein of 392 amino acids. Gene Ontology annotation, biological process: regulation of DNA-templated transcription.